Messenger RNA from Acomys russatus (golden spiny mouse), 2154 nucleotides. RefSeq names its product repulsive guidance molecule BMP co-receptor a (gene Rgma). Lineage: Eukaryota; Metazoa; Chordata; Mammalia; Rodentia; Muridae. The transcript is spliced from 4 exons. The coding region runs from base 130 to 1476 and encodes 448 amino acids. The record is from RefSeq and is a predicted model, not a curated record. Gene Ontology annotation, biological process: BMP signaling pathway. Gene Ontology annotation, molecular function: coreceptor activity. Gene Ontology annotation, cellular component: plasma membrane.
CACGGAGCUGCGGGGACCAACGACAGCCGGGCCCCUCCCACCUCGCCCAGGGGCCCACGAGCGACCGCCCUACACCUAGUCUUCGCUCACAGCCCCGCCAGCGCCACCCCCCGCGGGCUGGAGGGGCUCAUGCAGCCGCCAAGGGAGAGGCUAGUGGUAACAGGCCGAGCUGGAUGGAUGGGUAUGGGGAGAGGGGCAGGACGUUCAGCCCUGGGAUUGUGGCCGACCCUCGCCUUCCUACUCUGCAGCUUCCCCGCAGCCAUCUCCCCCUGCAAGAUCCUCAAGUGCAACUCUGAGUUCUGGAGUGCCACAUCAGGCAGCCACGCCCCUGCCUCUGACGACGUGCCAGAGUUCUGUGCGGCCCUGCGCACCUACGCCCUGUGCACGCGGCGGACAGCCCGCACCUGCCGGGGCGACCUGGCUUACCACUCGGCUGUCCAUGGCAUAGAUGACCUCAUGAGCCAGCACAACUGUUCCAAGGAUGGCCCCACCUCACAGCCACGCCUGCGCACUCUCCCGCCAGCUGGGGACAGCCAAGAGCGCUCAGAUAGCCCCGAGAUCUGCCACUAUGAGAAGAGUUUCCACAAGCACUCAGCUACCCCCAACUACACUCACUGCGGCCUUUUUGGGGACCCGCACCUCAGGACUUUCACAGACCACUUCCAGACAUGCAAGGUGCAAGGCGCCUGGCCUCUCAUCGACAAUAAUUACCUGAACGUGCAAGUCACCAACACACCUGUGCUGCCGGGCUCUGCCGCCACGGCCACCAGCAAGCUCACCAUCAUCUUCAAGAACUUCCAAGAGUGUGUGGACCAGAAAGUGUACCAAGCUGAGAUGGACGAACUUCCGUCUGCCUUUGCCGAUGGCUCCAAGAACGGUGGAGACAAACACGGGGCCAACAGCCUGAAGAUCACAGAGAAGGUGUCCGGCCAGCAUGUGGAGAUCCAGGCCAAGUAUAUAGGCACCACCAUCGUGGUCCGACAGGUGGGCCGUUACCUCACCUUUGCCGUCCGCAUGCCCGAGGAGGUAGUCAACGCUGUGGAGGACCGCGACAGCCAAGGCCUCUACCUCUGCCUGCGGGGCUGCCCGCUCAACCAGCAGAUCGACUUCCAGGCUUUCCGUGCCGACGCCGAAAGCCCUCGUAGGCCGGCAGCUGCCAGCCCCUCUCCUGUGGUCCCCGAGACAUUCCCGUAUGAGACAGCUGUAGCCAAGUGCAAGGAGAAGCUGCCCGUGGAAGACCUGUACUACCAGGCCUGUGUCUUCGACCUCCUCACAACUGGUGAUGUGAACUUCACGCUGGCCGCCUACUAUGCCUUGGAGGAUGGCAGGAUGCUCCAUUCUAACAAGGACAAGCUGCACUUAUUUGAAAGGACUCAGGCACUGCCGGGUGCUGUGGCCGCAGCAGCAUCUCCCUUGGCGCCCCAGGUGUUCAUUGGCACCCUCACACUCCUAGCCCUGCUGCCUCUGUUGUGCUAGACGGUUGACCUUGUAGGGUACAUAAGAGGGCAUAUACUCUGCCCCCGGCCUUGGGCGGCUGCUGCCCUUGGCUUCUCCUUUGUCUGAGGGCCCAAGUCAGCAUCAGGGUGUGGCCCAGCAGGUGGGCUCCCUGUGACCCAGUGUUCUCUGCACCCUUCAGCAGCAGAGGUGGCCUCUGGCUUGAUGGCCUAGACACAGUUCCCUCAGAAUUGUCAUCAUCCAUUUUGGCCAGGGCUCGGGGCCUGGGACAGCCCUGCCCUCUCUCUUAGUGCACGCGACAAGCUUGUGGUGUUUGAUGCUGUGUUUUUGUGACAGUAGAGAUAUAUGAAAGGGAGAGAAGCUCCCUCCACCCCCGACCCCACCGUGUGAAUGUGCGAACCAGAGCCCCCCCUAAGCUGAAGUCCCACCCCUACCACCAGAGAGACACUGGGAAAGUCGGCUCCUUCCACACCCUCACAAUGCACUGAGACAGGCCCGGCUGACUGCUGCACACCUACUCUGGGGCCUCCUGUGCCCUCCCACACACUGCACACACUGUUACACAAGCACACUCGCACACAUUAAGCCCAUCGGGACACCCCAAGACUGAAACAUCUCCGCGGUUCUUUCCCCUGGCAGGGCCUCCUUAGCAGUGUGACACCAGCCAGAGAGCCCUGCUCAGCAUCUUUAGUAAAUGGA